AUGUAGAAUCAAAUAGUUCAUGAGAGUAUUUCAGAAAUGAAGAAAUAUGCGAAAGCGUUACAAGGAAACAAAAAUUAUGUUGCCAAAAAGACUGCUGAAGACCCAGACUACUUUACAAAACUUGCUUAAGGACAAAAUCCAAAAUAUUUAUUGAUUGGUUGCUCAGAUUCAAGAGCUCCACCUAAUGAAAUUACAGAAACAGAUCCUGGAGAGAUUUUUAUUCAUCGUAAUAUUGCUAAUGUAGUUGUUCCUACUGAUUUAAAUGUAUUUAUAUUAUUAAGAAUUUCUUAGAUUAAUUGUGUAAUCCAAUAUGCCAUCGAACAUUUAAAGGUUCAUAAUAUUGUAAUUAUGGGACAUACUUUUUGUGGAGGUGUUAAAGCUGCUAUGAAAUAAGAUUCUGUUGGAGGAUUACUUGAUUUAUGGUUGAAUAACUUGAAAUUAGUUUAUGAAAAACAUUAAGAUCUAAUCAAUUAAUUAGAUAAUGAAGAUGAUAGAGUUGCAUGUUUAGCUCAUAUGAAUGUUAGAGAAUAAGUUCUUAAUGUAUGGAAAAAUCCAAUUGUUUAAAAAUCUUGGCAAGAUGGACAUCGUAUGAAUAUAUUAAUUUAUCCUUUUUAGCUGUUAUGGUACAUGGAUGGUUGUUUAGAGUAGAAACUGGUUUUAUUGAAGAAUUAGAAAUAGAAGAAAGCAUACCUAACAAUCUAUCUAAAGUUUUUAAAUUGAAUUUUAAACCUACUCAACAACCACCAAAAUUUAAAUAAUAAAUUGAAGAGAAAGAAGAUGAAAGAGCUAGAUCUCCUUCAAUUAGAAAGAGAUUUUAAAGAAUGCAAAGUAGAUUAGAAACAGAAAUUAAAAGAUUAACUAUCACUCUUUAAGAUACCAAUUAAGAAGUUGAAAAAGAAGUUGUUGAUUAAGUUUCAGAAGUAUUAUAGAAGGAUCUUGAUUUCACAACUGAUGAUAAUUGAG
Paramecium primaurelia is the source of this 963-nucleotide messenger RNA. The record is from the annotation of a GenBank genome assembly. NCBI's taxonomy places the organism in Eukaryota, Ciliophora, Oligohymenophorea, Peniculida, Parameciidae.